This is a messenger RNA of Bathycoccus prasinos, 672 nucleotides long. Its product is annotated as Septum formation protein Maf. Gene Ontology annotation, molecular function: nucleoside triphosphate diphosphatase activity. Bases 1 to 672 code for a protein of 223 amino acids. The transcript has a single exon. Lineage: Eukaryota; Viridiplantae; Chlorophyta; Mamiellophyceae; Mamiellales; Bathycoccaceae. The record is from RefSeq and is a predicted model, not a curated record.
AUGAUAUUACAAUACAUAAACGCACUGAACGCGUCGACGAAAUGGCGCGUCGUGCUCGCCUCGAAAAGUCCUCGCAGACAGGAAAUCUUGAGAAACCUGGGGAUCGAGUUCGACGUCGUCGCUUCCACGUUCGAGGAGAAUAUUUCUAAAGAAGGAGUGAAGGGGCACGAGUACGCGAUUUGUACCGCCAGGGAGAAAGCGAAAGAGGUUUAUCAUCGAACGACGAGAGAAGAACAAGAACAAAAGAAGAAGAGUAAUCUCAUCGUGAUUUCUGCGGAUACGGUCGUGGAAAGUUUCGGGAACAUAUUAGAAAAACCGAGGGACAUUCAAGACGCGAGAGCGAUGAUGGAGAAACACUCGAACAAUUCACAUAAAGUGCACACGGGCGUAUGCAUAGCGUAUAAUACGAACGAGAAGACUACACCUGAACUGAAACAUUUCUCGGAAACGACUGUUGUGAACUUUGCCGAAAUAGAACGAAAAGAAGUUGACGCGUUCUUGGCUACGAACGAGUGGACAGACAAAGCCGGAGGGUACGGGAUACAAGGGUACGCGUCUUCGUUCGUGAAAGGUAUCGAAGGCGAUUACUUCAACGUGGUUGGAUUUCCAGUGCACGCGUUCUCCAGAGAGUUGAAAAUCAUAUUAGAUGAAAUCGGAAUAGACUCGAUGUGA